AUGUAUUGGCCCUUUACCUCGUUAACCACGAGCGGUAAUCAGACGUGCUGCCUUGCGUCGGGGAAGCAGGAAAACGGCGUGCUGGAGCCACUGAGACAGCAUAUGGAUAAGAAGGCGACGCCGACGCGGGAGAAGGAGGGCGGUGCAGCCUUCCGACGACCUUCGAGUCGCCGCGAUGCAGAGAAGUGGCCAGUUGCAGUGGCAGUCGACGCAGUGGAAUAG
Sporothrix schenckii 1099-18 is the source of this 222-nucleotide messenger RNA. RefSeq lists its product as uncharacterized. The record is from RefSeq and is a predicted model, not a curated record. Bases 1 to 222 code for a protein of 73 amino acids. Lineage: Eukaryota; Fungi; Ascomycota; Sordariomycetes; Ophiostomatales; Ophiostomataceae. The transcript has a single exon.